AAAUGACCUAGCGGUAUAAUCUGUCCCACAUUAAAACCACAAGUUGAUCCCUGUGUUCUUCCAGUCCCCCCCAUUCUGGAAAGCAUGAAUAACAGGUAUUUUGACGCGAACACACCGAAGGUAGCGGCGGUCGUGGGGUUUUACAUGUCCGCCGCACUGGUGAUGGUUUUUGUGAACAAAGCUGUUCUUAAUGGUUCACCGGAUUUACCGCUGCUAUUCCUCCUCCUGCAGCUGCUCAUCGCAGUCUUGCUUCUCCACGUGGCGGCCAUGUUCAUCACACGUGUCGAGAUACCCAAGCUCGAGCUUGGAACCGCGAAGAAGCUCGCACCUGUAGUCCUUGUCAACAUUAUUGGACUCAUUUUCAACACACUUUGCCUGCGUGAUGUCGAGGCUUCUUUCUUCCAAAUUGCGCGUGGCCUUGUCCUACCUCUGACGAUCAUUGUAUUCUCUGUAAACACUCGCACUGUGCCUUCUAUUCGAGUUGGAAUUGCUGCUGGGUCAGUUACCAUAGGUUUCUUGCUCGGCGUGGCACCGUCUGCAGCAGUUCCCUCCCACGUUGCACCUUCAAGUCUUUCCCUGUUAUAUGGUCUCCUCUCGUCGCUUUUUAUCGCUUUCCAUGCUGUUCUUAUCAAGUCCUCCCUCCCUUAUUGCAACAACUCAACCAUUCAACUUGCAUACUGGACCAACUUGGGCUCUGCAAUUUUCCUUCUCCCUUUCGUCUUGCUUCACAAAGAAAUUCCUAUCCUUGAGGACCUUAUCCACGACUCGAAUUGGGACGGACAAGUAUUCCUAUGGGGGAGUGUCGUGACUGGCAUUUUCGGAUUCUUACUUUGUAUCGCUGGCCUGCUCAGCAUCAAGGUUACAAGUCCUAUCACACAUAUGUUCUCUAGCGCCUUAAGAUCUGUUAUUCAAACCCUGCUGGGUGUCUGGAUAUUCAAGGAUAUCAUGACGGUCAAUCGCGCAAGUUCUAUUCUGGUUAUCAUGAUAGGCACCGUUUAUUACACCUGGAUCAAAUCGUUGGAAACCGCACCUCCGCCGCGCAAGGAUGUUGACCUCGAGGCUAUAGGAAAUACGAAAUACGAAGAAGAUUCUGAUGAUGGCGAAGCUACGGUAGUUUUCGGAUUAUCGGAGGAGGAUGAGAAGGAGUAAGAAACCAUUGACACUCGUGUCCUUAUAAUAGGCACGGAAAUUUGUCUACGAUUCUUACAGACUCUUACUUACCGUCUGGCAUCAACGUACAUUUACGAACAAUCAUAUUACGGACUUGCAAGUCAUUAGCUACAUAUGUUGUGUUUAGCGUCCCUACAGAGGCCUACAGUCAGGUCGGUGACACCGUCAGGGACGACGAAGCUAAGUCGAUG
This is a messenger RNA of Suillus discolor, 1361 nucleotides long. RefSeq lists its product as uncharacterized. Gene Ontology annotation, cellular component: Golgi apparatus. Gene Ontology annotation, molecular function: antiporter activity. Gene Ontology annotation, biological process: GDP-fucose import into Golgi lumen; protein O-linked glycosylation via fucose. The transcript is spliced from 8 exons. The coding region runs from base 85 to 1149 and encodes 354 amino acids. The record is from RefSeq and is a predicted model, not a curated record. Lineage: Eukaryota; Fungi; Basidiomycota; Agaricomycetes; Boletales; Suillaceae.